CAUUCAUUCACGCGCGAACCAUCCGUGAACUCCUGGGCGUUCUUGGCACCAAGAACACCCGGGUGAAUGGACAGCCCUCCGCGGAAAGAAUCCCGUCCUUCGGGGAGGGAACAGCUCCCUCCAAGAGCUGUUCCGAAGGUCUCUGACGACGAAAAGUCGACAGACAGCAAUCCUCCAGAGUCCGGCUCGCUAAUCUUGAAAGUCGCCCUGGUAGGAGGCUGCAUUCUCCUCGUUGCUGUUAUCCUUAUUGUUACCAGCCGAGAGGAGGAACUGCGCCGCAAUGCUACGAAGGGUCUCACCUCUUCUUCGCCCGCCUAUGAACAUAACGUCGAGAAAGAUCGUUAUGCUGGAAAUCCCACGUACAAUCCCACCAUAGCUGCCGCACGUCCAUCAGUAGCGCCACCUGUCGCGAGGGCCCUGCACCAAGAGGAAAGCAAGGUUUCGAGAACUGACAUAGACAGAAUUCUCAAGGAAGCCAUACCACGACUUUCUCCCCUACGCCCUAAAGGAGCCAGACCUCUUUUGUGCGUGCUGUCUCCAGAAGCAAGACACCCGCUUCAGUUUCCCAAGGAAUAUUGCACGCAUCUUGUUUACUCCGACGUCAAAUACGAUCCGCAAAAUGCAACAUUUAGUCCAGUUAGCGAGGCUACAUUUAAAGUAUUACAAGUGUUGGAGGGUACCACGGGACUCCAUAUCCUGGUGAACAUGGCUCAAAGGACACUGGAAGUCUUGGGUCCAGAAGCGAGCCGCUUCUCGAACAGUGUGUCAAGGUGGCUGACCUCCGUUGGUCUCAACGGUGUUGCGUUUCUCGGUCUGAAUCUACAUUCUGCCGCGCUUGAGACGUUUAUUCCCGUUCUUCGGUCGCUACAAGGCGUGCUUCGCCCGUCUAAGCUCGAGUUUGCCAUUGGCUUAACCAUCCAGGACUGGGAUGCAGCGCCGACGCUCAUUGCUCGAAGGCUGGCUGCUAUUGGAGAGCACGUCGACUUCCUCAUUCUGGAGACUCACUACCAAGACACCCUGAACGAGACUUGCCGCACGGCGUUCCCUUCAGUCUUGUACUCUGACGACCCCCAUACUCCAUCUGUUCCUAUUGCUCAAGCCUUGUCCUGGAUGACCAGCGUUCUCUUAGACCACAAGUCACAGAUGAACACGUGUUUUUCGCUGACCUUGGCGGCGUUGCUCUUUAAAGGCGCGGGCAGCACCCGAGCGGCAUGUAAUAGGAGUCAGCUUGUCAGCUACAUGAGGGUAUGCAAAGACCCCCAAUGGGCACCAGGUGCCUCAGUUGACGCAGACGCGUUAGCAGAGGCGCGACUUGGCAACGGCCAGGUUGAGUCUCACGAAGGCGCUGCUCUUCUUGCAGCUAAGGUGUCACGUGCGAUUUCCAUGUUCCCGCUUUCGUGCGUCGCAACCUACCACGUGGACAUGGACGAUUACGAAGGGGAAUGUGGAAAACCCUUCGAGCGUCUGGAGACCGUGCGCCAGGCACAAGGCCAUCCAACGGAAGACGAUGCCCCUCCGCCCCCUCCUGCGAUUCCUACAGGACACGAAAGAAACAACGAGGCUGCGCCACUAGGUAGCACAGACAGUGAAAGACGUCACCGCUGUAUGGCUCAAGGAAAAGACUUCACGAGGCCUUUGAUAUGUGUGCUGUCCGACCGAAUCUCCGUGCCACGGAAUUUCACGAAACAGCACUGCACGCACAUCGUGCUGUCCCUGCGACGAUAUCUUAAACCUGACGUUAUGCGAAACAUAUCAGCCGCUGUUUACCAGCGUUUGAGAGGUCCGGACAUCAAAGCAUUAGUCGCUCUGCAUGAGGACGUGCUGUUGAAUACGGAUGCCGAGAAACUUGCGGAGUCUUCCCCUGUGCUGCUCAGGGGUACACAGCUCGACGGUCUCGCUUUCCUCUACGUCAGUCAGUCAAUUUCGCAGCUUGACAAGCUCACUCUUAAGCUGCAGAUUUUGUAUAGUUCACUGAAGGCAAGCGGUCUCUGCCUGCUGCUCAGCUUACAGCUGGCCGGGUACAUCUCAGAGCCGAGAAUCGUCGACAAGACACUGCGUGACGUAUCGAAAAAUGUUGACAUACUCGUAGUGAACAGCCACUACCCCGGGAGCUCAAGCGUUUGUCGGGCUAUGCAGACCUCUGUGUUCAAGCAAAACUUGGAUUCCUGCGUCCCGGUCGUUGCUGCUGAGACAGCCCUGUCGUGGUUGAAAUUCAUCGCAUCUACUAGUGUAGACAUACCGUUCCUCUGUUUCUCUGUGGACCUGCGCGUAUUCCGUUAUACUGGCAAGACGCCACAGGGAUCGUGCGAUUCAGAGGAUCAGCUCCAAUAUUCUAAGGUUUGUUUCGAGAGGGGAUGGAGCACUGUAUACAACGUCACCACCGAUAGUCUAAUGCGACGAAAGGGAACAAAGUUAGAGACGUUCGACACUGCGUCCUCUUUGCGACGGAAGGUUGAGAGAGCCGUAGCAGAAUACCCGAAAGCGUGUGUCGCCGCCUUCAACUAUGACUUCGAUGACCUGAGUGGCCGUUGCAAGGACCAAAGAAUUGCCUCCGUUCGAUCCGCACUGGAUCGAGCGAGUAGGUCAGCAUCACAAAGGCUGCAGGACUACGAAGAACCAGUCUCAAUACAUGGGGAUUCGUCAGGAGUGGGCGACAAGCCCCUUGUGUGCGUCCUAUCUCGAGAAGGCCGGCUAACGGAGCCAGCUAUUCCCAAAGCUCAGUGCACACACCUCGUGCACAGAGAAGCAGCGUACGAUGCUCUCACUGGAACUCUCUUCGCCGAACAAUCUUCCCUAGGUCUUAUAACUAAACGGCCGAAUAUGAAGCACCUGGCAGGGCUGAGUGGAGAGGCCUUCCUCGACAGGCUCCUCAACGACCCACCGGCCGUCGUUGAGAAGAUGGCUACCAAUAUGGCCAUAUCGGCCCGACGAAUGCACAUCGACGGAGUAGCCAUCCUCGACUUUAAUCGCACGUCGAAGACUAUCGCUGCUUUUGCUCCUGCGCUUUCGAUUCUGCGAAAGUCAUUUUCACAAGACCUGGUCAUUAUGCUAGGACUAGAGGUGCUGGAUGGAUCCCUUCCAACGAAGACCAUGACAAAGCGAUUAAUUAGAACAAUUAAGCUCGCAGACAUAACGAUAUUCCAGACCCAUUAUAGAAGUGGCCGAGGCUACUGCCAAAUAUCGUACCCUUCCGUGUACGAGUACGUGGAAGGCAACCUCUUACCACUGACAACCGCUCUCGAUUGGAUGAAAGACUUAAAACUACCGCAUACCUGCAUUUCUUUCAACAUGGCUCUGCUGGAAUUCGACAGAGUGAACGCCACAAGUGAUUGCCGAAAAGUUUCUUCGAGAAGCUACUCUGAGACAUGUGAUAAUAGCGGGUGGAAGAGAGACGACGAGACAUCACAGUCCUAUUCCGCGGUUCGCCAAAAGGGUUCUGUUUGGCAAUCUUUCGAAUCCGUCAAACUCCUUGGACAGAAGAUGGACCGCGCAUUUGCUCGUUAUCCGGGUGCUUGCGUAGCCGCAUAUGAUAUCGACCUCGAAGACGGCACACAAGCAUGCGACACCCAUGGAAGGAGAUUUGCCCGACUCAGCGUUAUCGCAGAGAAAUACGUCAAGACUCAAACCAAGGGUCAUUUGACUCACCAGCAACUCCCUCAAAUCGAUCGAGGAAGUGCUUCCAUCCUUUCUGCGGAGCUCGUAGGUUCUCUACCCCUUCGUAGCGAGGACCCACAACCUCGAGGUACAGACUCCCCUACAACCUUGCAGCGUACGACAAGUGAAGGAGCAAAUCGUCCGUUUCUAUGCUUCAUGAGUCGUGAGUGGGAUGGACAAAAGCUACCCCCAAGUCAAUGCACGCACGUCGUCCUGAAGCCAAAGCCAUAUGGUAGCAUAGAUGCGGGAGACUUCACUGGACAACUGAAGCGGCAGCUGAAUUCAACAGUUCAAUACAUGCUUGCUGUGGAGCAAUUUAUGACACAGAACAAGACCCGGUUGGCACUUGCUGCUAGGGAGUUUAACGGCGUGGCCAUAAUCAAUAACCGCAUCCAUUCCGACUUUCUGAAAGCUUUUGGUCGUGCUGUGGCUGGAUUCCGUACCCUUUUACCGAAAGGCACGGUAGUCGUCGGCGUAGAAGUGAGGGAUUUUUAUCAGGACGCUGACGUAAUAGCUACUCGUAUGAAAUACGUUCGCAAGUACGCGGACAUAGUCAUCCUUCAGACCCACUUCAGGAAAGACCGGAGCUUCUGCCGGACGGCACAUGUGUCUAUGCUUGACUCGUCUAAUGACACCUGUAUUUUGUCCACUCCUAUUGUGAACGCACUCCAGUGGAUGCAGCGCAUGUCUUUCCCUAACACUUGCAUCUCCUUCAACUUGGCGGCCGUGAGAUUCCAUGUGACUCAAGGUCCAGGCGCCGGGAAACUCUGUCAGAGUGCGGAAGAGAUUCAGGACCUGUGCGGUACGGAGGCGUGGCAGAAGUCGGACGAGGAACUGUACGCAAUGGCUGCCAGCCGACACCGGGGUGACAUCUGGUUGUCGCAUGAGACGGAGACGCUCCUCCAGCUAAAGGUCAGCAAAGCAAUGGCGGCCUAUCCAAAGUUCUGUGUGGCUGCCGUAAACGUGGACUUUGAUGGGAGCAGUAAAUGUCGCGAAGAAGCGUACAGUCGUGUGAACGCAAUAGCCGCUGCUGCACGUUACAAUGAGAAAACUCCUCCUACUGCGCAGAAGGAGGACGGCAAGGCUGGCUCGCGUCCGCUUGGCCAAAGGCCCAGAGUAGCUCGUCAGAUCGGAACCAUGAAACAGGGCAGGAAGGUGGUCUGUGUCUUUCCCUAUGGUAGCGUAAGUGCGGAAGACUACCCGCAAUACUACUGCGACUAUCACGUUCAUGCAUUCACUGAGUACCAGACUAACGGAUCGCAUCUCCACACGGAAGAGGCGCUCGAUUGUAUCACGAAGUUGAAGCGAUCCGGAGUCAAAAUAAUAGCAGCCAUUUAUCCGGACGACUUUUUAGACCUUCUAAGCGAUACCAAAGACACAGCGAAGAUGAACGAUUUCCUCAUGAAGCUGGAUGUUUGGAUGUCCGAGCGUCAGGUGGAUGGAUUCGGGACUGUCUACUUAAGAGCAAACUCGAGUCAACUGGACACCCUGGGACAACGGAUCCACGAUUUAGGGUGCAUGUUGCGCCAUAGCGGUCACGAGUUCGUGCUUGGCAUGACUAUUGAUGACCUGGAGGACGCACCGCAGAACGAGACAUUCCAACGCCUGCUGCUGAUAGCCAGGUCGGUGGACGUGUUUAUACUAGAGACACACGUUGGCAUAUACCACCCAAAGAAGUGCAAAGUGUACUACGCAAGUACACUUUCAGGAGAGAAAGUACCACGCGCAAAUAGCCCCCCUGUCCGUACAGCGGGUUUCUACAUCAGGGAAAUGGGAGGAAUUGUCGACACUCCUGUCUGCUUUUCGAUGUCGAUGGCAGUGCGCAUGUACAAUACAAGUGGUCGUCCACACGUCAACGGAGAUUGUACCAGCUUUCGCUUCGUCAACUACAGCGAGACAUGCACAAGCAGCGAAUGGACCACGCCAAUCACCGAUAAUUCCGUGAAGGGAACGAGGAUGGAGGGGGAUGCAGCUAUGCUCACCUACGAGUCGCUGGACGACGUAGCGUUCAAGGUGACAGACCUGCACCAUUCGAGAUGCGUGGCCGCCUAUGAAGUAGAGGCUGACGAUCCAUAUGGUCUCUGCGUGAAAGGCUACAAAUUUCCACGGAUCCAUAAAAUUCACGAAGAACUAGAGAGGAUAGACGAAAACGAAGCAACAGCGAAACCGAAGCGCAUUUCUCAAGAUGUGCCUGUGCUGAUCUGCGUCGUUAGUGCCAAAAAGCCCGAAGUUGUUGCUCCUUGCGAUAUUUUUGUCUACUAUGGUGUUCACUAUAUCGGUGGCGAUAAGGUAGUCUUCGAAGAUAUAUCAGCUAGUUCGGCCUUGCUGAAAUUUUUGUCUCGGACCACAGCGGAGAGUCGCAUGAUCUCUCCGGUUGCACAGGGCAUUUCAUAUUACGUGGCAAUGGCCGUUAACAAACCCCAGAUGAAGCAGUUUCAGGACUCCACCAUUGCUUUCCUCUCCGAGAAGAAACUUCAGGGACUGGCGCUUCUGCGAUUGAAAAUGUUCGGCACAGAGACUGAUCCCGUGUGGCCCUUCCUACAAAAGUUACGCUGUGCUUUGACAGCUCACGGUUACAAACUCAUUGUUGGCAUGAGCCCUGUAAAUGACGAACCACGACGCAUCCUUUCGGAUAUCAGCCGCAUCAGCAGGGCCGUCGACAUGCUCAUCAUUGAAACUCACCAUGACCCCUCCGCAGUCUUCCAAAAAGGAGAGAGUUGUGUGGUUCGAUACCCAGCCACUAUGCGCGGCAGGCGUCAGACUGCGGGUGCUGUCCCCAUACACUUGGCCGUAGACUGGAUCAAUGCCCUGCCUAGCCCCCAGCCCGUGGUCUGCUACUCACUUUCCAUGGCAGUGCAUUCGUUUGGCGUCGAUUCUGGAGAUGCCCGCGUGGAAGACCCUUGCAAGGAUGGCGUGCUGACCGACGUUGGUUCGCAAUGCCUAAAAGAUACGGAAGCUGGGAGAUCUCCCUUGGCCAUCUCCAGUUACCGAUACAGGAAGGGGCGACUUGAAACGUUUGACUCCAAGGGUGACUUGCUCCUCAAGGUCGCUGCGGCGGACGGAUUAUGUGUGGCUGCGUACCAUGUGGACUACGACGAUACUGACGGUGCUUGUGGGAUUCCCAUGGAUCGGACGAAGAUGAUCAACGAGUCUCUUCACGAACUCGCGAAGGCUCGCCAGCACCGCGAAAGUUAUACCGAGUACCGGGCAGACGGGCUAGUGGGCGACCAACACACUGUGGUGUGCUUCUUCUCUAAUCAAACUAUAACCUUGAGGAACCUGCCGGUGGCAACCUGUGACUACGUCGUUAUCCAGCAGUUCACAUUAAGCGCGGAUUCGAUCACCUACAUCAACGCCCACGCCGUAGAGGACGACGUUCGAAAGCUUUCGAGGGAGAACGUAACAACCUUCAUGAUAAUGGCGCCAGCGGAAGGCAUCAUCGCAAGAAGGAAAGAAGGGGAAGACGUCCGCUCCACGAUCGAGAAGACUCUCGAUUACAUGAAUAAGACUGGAUUCCAGGGGGUCGCAUUCGAGUUCAGUGAAACCUCAACCAGCGAUUUCCAUGCACAAGCAAAGAUGAUAGCGGAUGUGCGGGAUGUAACCAGGAUCAAGGGUAUGAGCCACUACGAAAUCUUCAUGGUGGUGCCGUUUUCUGUACGAUGGCUCAUGUGGGCGCGAUCCGGCAUUCUCAGCCACGUCGAUAUGGUGAUCUUUAUUACCCACGAUGAUUCCAUAGACAAAGCAUGCAAGGUAAAGUUUUCCUCAAGCUACGAAGUGGCGAAUUUCACCAUCUCCAGUGUGUCGGAGGCUGCACUUCUGAUGCGGGAACUACAAAAGUCUGGUCGGGAUCUUCCUCGGAUGUGUUUCUCUCUGAGCAUGGCCGCGCUCAAGUUCGAUGUGGCCCACCCAGACUACUACGUAGGGGAUGCUUGUACAAAGAUGGAGCGAGUCCCAUAUGCAGAUACUUGUGAAGCAAUGGGUAAUGAAACUACCACCGAUGACUCUCUGUCUGCCUUCACACCUGCUGGACGUUCUCUGUUUACCUACGAGAACGAAGAAACUGUUGCUAUGAAGGUGACCUCAAUGUCUAGCUUCCUGCCCAAAGUAUGCGUGGCUACGUUCCACACGGAGAUGGAGGACGGCAAAGGGACGUGCGAGAAGCGCCCUAGUGGGUCGCGUAUGCGAGCCAUAAGGCACACCUUAGACAUACCGGAAAGUACGGCGAGCAGAACACGCAUCGAAAGCCCACUGAUAUGUGUCAUUGGAAAAAUGCCCUUAUUACCGGAAAACUUUCCUUGGCACCUUUGCGAUAUCCUUGUCUAUGCAACGGUAGUGCACGACAAAUACUUGGGUAUCCUGAGAUCCAUAUACAACCAGAGUACUCUGGAUAAUCUCAUCGAGUCAAAGGCUGUCUUUAUGCUAAAGAAUAUCGUCGUUGCCCUCGAUGGAGCCCAGAUUGGCUCCCCAGUGUACGACACCACAGAGACCCUGGAAGGUCUCGCUCGUAACGUGACGGCAUGGAUCACGGUGGCCGGCCUGGAUGGCGUAGCAGUCUUCACUAAUACACUAACUAUGGCAAUGCUGGAACGUCACACAAUCUUCAUGGAGAAAAUGCGCGCAGCUAUCGUUCAAAGACGGCUCGACAUGUUGCUUAUCUAUGGUGCACCAAUAACAGUGGGUUACAGCACCUGGCCGCAGUCAUUCAUCGCAGGCUUUGUGGACGUCGCUGUACUCAUCGUACACCUCGACAGCUGGGAAAAUGCUCGCUGUUACGCCAAUAUGCCCACAAUGUUUCAUCCCCUCUCCGAGCGUGAACAGAAGGACAUCGUUCUAAAGAAGAUCCACGGUGUCCGAGCAGUCACUUCCGUUGUACCGGGGAUCGCUGUGUCCAUCCAGUUGGCGGUGCGUCAGUUUCGCGCGGACAAAGAGGUGGUGAUGUAUCACGAAUGCCUCUCCGAAACAUGGGUCAACUACUCAAAGACGUGUACAGCACGUCAGACAAAACUGGACGAUUUCAACGGGGCGUUCCAGUUCCAGGAUUCCGUGACCGCGAGAUCGUACGAGACCGAGGCAUCUGUGCGGAUCAAGAUGCAACGUUACAACGAAUGGAUGAAGGGCAUGGGUGUUGCACUGUUCAACGCAGACUACGAGGUCCCUCAUGCCCCCUGCAGCAAAAUCAUAAUGGGCUACUCCAGGAUAAAUGAAGCAUAUCACGUGAUGAUUGCAAUUAAGCAAAUCAAUUCGGAGGAUUACCCAGUGACGCUCCCUCCGGACCCAACUACGACACCGGAACCAGAACCAACUGCUCGACCAAAUCAACAGUCAGACAAUAUGAUGAUAUGCGUCUUUGGCGAGUCCACCACCCAUAUUCCUGCGAACUUCCCCAUGAACUUGUGCGACUACGUUGUCCUUAUGACCCUCAGCUACCAUGGCCCCGGGAGUAACACUCUCAACCCCAUCAACAAGACGCUGCUCGAACAGUUCAUGAAACCUGCAAACCUGCAAGUCACACCUUACUACUGCGCCGGUCUCCUUCCACAGUCCUUUGACCGCAGUUGGCUCUCCAAUCACACUCUGCACCAACACUUCGCUGACAGAGUUGCCGUUUUCAUACAGACCAUUGCGCCCAAGCUGCACGGUAUCAUGCUGCAGUAUACGACCCUCGGUCGUGAAGACCCCUCACAUUUCUCCAGUCUGGCCGAGACCAUCCGUGAACGCAUCAAGAAGGUGCGUGACAGAAUCUACAUCGUGAUGGCGGCUGUGGUUCCACUCUAUCCCCCUUCCUGGUUAGAUAUUGCACGAUUUACACAGAAAUUUGACGCCGUGAUUAUGACAUCGCAUCGACAGGCGACGUCUGAGGAAUGCCGUGUUGUUCCACCGAGCACAUACCGCUUCGACAAUUUGCGUCUCGGCAUUUGGUCAUGGACGCUGAAAGCAAUGCUUGCAUUGCACUACACUCUGAAUGCGCAAUCGUGGGGCAAGACUGCGCAUUCCAUGUGCUUCUCUGUGAACCUGGCUGUCAUGGAAUUUCUCGUGACGAACGCCACAGCUGUCUUCGACGAUGAGUGCAGAAACGAGACAUGGACAGAAUACGCAAAGACCUGCCCAGCAGAAAGCGGAGCGACGAACGUCUCGUCUCGAAUGUUGAGUGCCUACAGACAGGUGAAAGACGUCUUCAGUGCUUUUGAGGAUGAAGGGACCCUCAGACAGAAGAUACUAGCAGGCUCCAUGUUGUACCCGAAGUUCUGCGUAGCAGCUUACCACGUCGAUCAGGAAGACGAAAAGGGUGCCUGUUCCUAUCGGCAUCCAUACUCAAGAAUGAGGGCUAUUCGGAGAGCGCUCAAUGCCAUAGUCUUUGAGAUACGAGAGCACCCUGCCAUUACCAAAGGACCUUUCUACGUGUAUGACCCGUUCAACCCUUCUCCUCCUCUCCCGGGAAAGAAGAGAGGUGUGUAUCCCUUCGACGGCAGACCUUCCAGUAGGAGGCAACAAAGCUCAGCACCGAGCAUAUGCUAUUUCAACGCCCCUUCGUCAGGCCUGCCCUGUGUCCCGAAAAUCUGCAGCCACUUGGUUUAUGAUGCUCCGAACUACGACAGUGCAAAAGGGACCUUCUCCAGCCAAGACGGAACGUGGGAGGCUGCCUUCAAGAACGCCACAGAGGACACCUUGGACCUAUUCCUUGGUAUUAAGUCGUACGUCUUGUUAAGCUACCAUGAAGAGGGUUCCGAUGCACUGGAUGCCUUCCUGAACUCCGUUGUCCACCUGGCGACGAUGGCAAAGGGAUUCCAGGGCGUCAGUGUUAACAUGCUGCGGACUAUGACCCCGUCUGAAAGGGAUGAUGUCCUGGAGAGUAUUCGAACACUGCGAGCAGCUUUGGACAGCGUGAACCUGACAGUGAUAUUGGAAGUUGGCCCAGUCAAUAUGGAGAUUGUUGACGUAAUACUUGAUCUUGCCCACGUGAUUGUGUUUGUGGGGAAUGUUGCCGGGAAAAACGACACCACGAUAUUUCCCGGUAGAGCGGCCCCCACAACAAUGUCAUCCAUGGAUGGACUUGUGCAGUUGUACGAGAAAGUGACCAAUAAAUCGUCAGUGUGUGUGAGCCUCAACCUGGCAGUCUACCACUGCACUGAUGAUGUCUGCAGCCGCACCAACUACUCUGAUACGUGUCAAUUGGAUGGCACCCCAGAACCUGUCUACUCUGGGGUGAAAGCCACGGUGGGGUCCACGAUCUACAUAUACGACGACGAAGUGACAGUCUCGUCAAAGCUGCACCACUUCCUACAACUGUACCCGGAAGCAUGCGUUGCUUUGCUGAACGUGGAUGCCGAGGACUGCGGACACGAAUGCGACAGACGGCAACCGUUCUCUCGGGUCGCUGAAGCUCGAAGAAUGCUUGAACGGAGUGAUAAUAUUACUUCAGUACCACCUUCGAAAGGCACAUCUCGGACCACACACAGCACAGCGCAGUCUACAAAGCCAUCGAUACAAUCGCCAUCCACAGUACCACCUUCGAAAGGCACAUCUUGGACCGCACACAGCACAGUUGUGCCAUCUUCGGGCCUACAAAAACCCACAUUGAUCUGCCUUUCUGGUCUGGACGCCACAGUGGAUGACGUGGCCCGCAUUCCCACUGCUCUCUGCGACUACACCGUGUAUCCUCCAGGCUCUUACGACUACGUAACACGCACCAUUAAGGCUACAAAACCAUUAGUCCAGCACAGUUAUGCUCGUCUCGUGCUUACGCUGGACUCGUCCACAUACGACGACGCUUGGGUUCCGGACACAACUGAGCUAGUCACCUUCACACGUCGUUUGUCUGCCGUUAUACGGGAUGACCGAUGGGCCGCUUUUGGCAUAUUCCUUACUGAUCCUGAGCAUACGGCCAAUGUAGUGACAGUCCACGGGGCUGUGGUAGCCCAUUUACUGGAAGGGAAAGAGCCGGCACCGUUCCACAUGAUUGUCGGCAGCGUUCCUCUUCGCGACGGAAGGUCAUUCUACGGUCUUGCCCUUGGCGCAGACCUGUUCAUCAUGAUGACUCAGCAUAUUCCGACGCGGCACUGCACUAUUGAACCUCCGACAAGUACUCCAGCUUUACAGGCCUUCGUCGCUGACAAAAGUCACAACGAUUUUGUCUCCGUCGUUCUUCGAUGGCGUGAGUCCAACCAACUACGUGCGCUUAUUUGUGCCCCAAUUAAUUUGGCUGUCAUCACUUACAAACUGCUGGGUGAGGACUCGCACAGCACGGGAGAUUACUGCCUAAGCCAAGUUUAUAAAAACUAUGCUCAGACCUGUGCAAAGACAUCUGGGACAACAUCCGUGGAUGCCAAUGCUGUCUAUUACUCGAAUAAAACGCACAUGACUACUUUUGAAAAUGAGGAAACGGUGCUGCUACGGAUGCAGGAAUAUUAUGGCAAGAUCCCUGACCCUUGCGUGGCAGCGUUCUGCGCCGACUGCGAAGACUCUACGGGCCUAUGCAAUCCAGCCUUCUCCAGACUGAACGCUAUACGAACUCGACUGGACGGAUACAGUGUGUCUGCCUCAACCAGUGGAACAACUGGUAAGAUCAAAGCGAGAGAUGCCAGCGCUACGGCCAGCGCUACGGCCAGCGCUACGGCCAGCGCUACGGCCAGCGCUACGGCCAGCGCUACAGCCAGCGCUACGGCCAAAGCUGCCACCACAGUAGCACCGGCGGAUCAGCCGACUACAACAACUGAGACUACCAGGUCGACGACAAUGUCAACCACAGAGGCCAGUACUGCAAGCACGACACAAACUACUCCAACACAUACUGCUAGCACGGUACCACCAUCCUCGGCAGCGCCAUCCGCUGUGACAGAAUCAACCGCAGAGACAGCUAAGGGUGAAGUGACAGCUCCGAGGUUCACAAGUGGUCCACUUGUUGGAAAUACCAUGCUAUGCUUCAUCUCCCCGCCUUUCACUGUCAUUGCCAACUUUCCGGAACAAGCUUGCGAUGUCAUCAUAUACGAUGCAAUCUGCUUGACAAAGGGUGUAAACAUUCAAAUAAUAGGUUCAGAGUGGCAGACCUUCUUAGCCCUAAAGAAAAGUCUCCAAGGCAAGCGCAGCAACGCAAAGUUCGCUGCGAACCUUGACAGCGAAUGCCUUCUGAACGCGACAAACACCGACAAGGAUCUAAUGGGAACUAUGGUCAUGAAUGCGGCGUCGAUGUUUCUCAUGUAUAACUUGGGCGCGGGAGCCGUUGUCGUCAAAGACAAGCGGCACGAAAAUUUGCUUCCGUGGGCGGUCAUAAUGCAACUCUAUCGGUCUGCUAUGAAAGCGGACGGAGUAGAUGGCGCACUUAUCUUCGGUGCCUCUCCGACCUACUUCACAAACCAGACCGUUUUGGAGACUAUUCUCCAGACUGUGGACAUCCUGGUCUAUGCCAACCAUCACACACUUCUGAAGGAUGAACCGUGUAGUGUGAGCUACCCAAGCGGCAUGUUCUUCGAGGGUCAUGCUGACCGUGCCGUGGAGAGCAUGAAACAGCACCAGGACAAGGUGAUUUGCAAGUCGGUCAACAUGGCUGUCUUGCGUUUCGCCUUAGAGGGAACGAAUGACACAUUUGGUUCCCCAUGUCGACAAGAGGUUAUGGACAACUAUGGCCAGGUCUGUCCUCCGCCGAGGAUCGGCGUGGAGGGGGAUCCGUCGUGGUAUCCCGUCUACUAUAAGGAUAAGUUUAAUUUGAUCACCUACGAAAGCGAGACGAGCCUCAAAGAGAAAGUGUUAGAGCUUCGAAAGUUAACCACUCGUGCCUGCAUCGGUGCUUUUCACGUGGAGUCCGAGGCGUCCCGUGGGGUGUGCCCGCACCGUGUGAGCUUCACGCGGAUGAAACAAAUGAGAGAGGCCUUGAAUAGUCCAGUGGAGUACGUUCCUCCGGAUAUACGGGGAUUUGACCAUGUGACGGCGGAUGUCGUUACAACUACUUCUGCAACUGAUCAUAGGAGGUUUGCGAAAGAACCAAGCAUACAGGCUCGUCUCGUCUGCCUCGUUGCCCCGCCAAUCAAGACGUUGCAGUAUUACCCGUCGUACUUGUGCGACUACCUCGUUUACCAGAGCUUGGAUUACGACGUUGCUUCGAAACGGUUGUCUAUAUCAGACGAUGCGUCUUGGACAGAGUUCCAGAAUCUGAUGAAGCCUCCUGCGACCAGGUUCAUCGUCUCCAUCGAGAGCCAGUCUGUUGUUAACGUGACGAAAGCAGGCGCCGUUGACAACUUCGUUCAUGUGGUACCAGUCUGGCUACAAGAGCAUCGGUUAGGCGGAGUGGGAGUGUUCUUCGCGUCCAAGGAAGACGCCCUUCUUACUUUCCACACUAUGAAGGUCCUUCGUGAGCGUCUUGAUCGCUUCCGGCAAGGAAGUUACGUGCUACUGCUGGGGGCGCCGACCACACUUCCCGCUGAGAUCGUGGAGUUGGCCGAUACCUUCGUGCUCGUGACGAUUCAUGUGCCUAGCAACACCUCGUGUAGGAUCAGCUAUCCAUCCGUGACCACGCAGAUGUUGUCACUGUCUGAGCCCCUACUGCUGGCGAAAAGCCUGAAGAAAAAGACGGGCAACACGAGCGUCUGUGUCUCCGUCAAUCUCGCCGUCCUCGUCUUCAGGCAGGAAGUUGUAGACCGAAACGUCGGCGCCGCAUGCAAGCAGGGUGCAGAGACAGACUACGCGGAGCUUUGUAGGCAGGUCGAAGUGAAGAUAACUCCAGACAAGGAAUGGAUGAGUGCUUACCUUCAGGCUGACGAAAACAACACGCUGUACACAUUCGAGACGGAGGACAUGUUGGACACCAAGGUGGCCUUCUUCAAGUCGUGGUUCCCGGAUAUUUGCUUCGCUGCCUUCCACACAGAACGAGACGUGUACGCGCGUCCGUGCCCUCGCAUACCACCUUUCUCGAGGCUCAUAAAGAUCGGAGAAAAGCUCUAUGGCGGCAGUCACGGCACUAUGGCUGAAUAAAGUAUAACACAUAUA
This is a messenger RNA of Ornithodoros turicata, 14631 nucleotides long. RefSeq lists its product as uncharacterized. Bases 67 to 14616 code for a protein of 4849 amino acids. The transcript has 124 exons. NCBI's taxonomy places the organism in Eukaryota, Metazoa, Arthropoda, Arachnida, Ixodida, Argasidae. The record is from RefSeq and is a predicted model, not a curated record.